CUGUGUAAUCAGUCAGAUUUCCAGUCCUUUGACACCAGUCUUCCUCCACCUAAGUAGAAUUCAUCAUGCAAGCCAUCCGUUUAGGGAGUAAAGGAUAUGAUUUCACCAUGAAACAGUGUUUCCUGUUAAAAAGGAAAGAAAAAAAAAAAAAAAAGGGCAAGCAGGCACACUGCCCGAGUGAUGUGUGAUCCCGCCGGCCGCCCCUGUUCCUGGAAAGGAAGGAAAGCAGUGGAGACCGGCGGUGGUGAGAGCUUUCGGUUUUGUUUCCUGAGAGCCCGCGGCUUUGACGAAUGGAGAAAUCUCCCGGAGGGCUCCCUGUCCCGCUCCGGCUGAAGCGCUGGGAAACGCGGGGCUGGGAGCACGGCGCCGGGGCUUUUCGGGUCGGCUUUCCACAGAGGGCCACAGCCGGGAGGAUUUCCCGGCGCGGUCUCCGCCGACAAACCCGCAGCGGGGGCGGACGGGGAAGGCCCGGGUCGGGGCCGGGGUCUAACGCACCGGAUCCAACCGGGGAGAGCGGGCCGGGACGAGCUGUGGUGGGAUGGUCGCUGCUCCCCAGAGCCCCAGCGGCCGCUGCCGGGGGAGGCGGCCCGGAGCGCCCCGAGGCUCUGCCAGGUAGGGAGACGCAGGGCUGGGGGUCUGCCGGGAGGGUCUCUGCCCUAGCCCUUCCCCGGGUCUGCUAUCUGCCAGGGCGGGAGCGGGUGUUUCUUCGCCACCUCCCCGCCCCGGCACCUCCUGCGCCUGAGGAGGGGGAGGUGGCUGGUCCCGGGGCUCAGCCCGGCGAGGGGCGUGGGGCUGCCGGCAGUAGGGACCUCGUCCUACCCUAGCGUGUCCAUGGCACAGGCAGCUGCCGGACCCUUCCUUGAAGGCUGCUCCGGUCAUAUGUUUUGCUUAGGAGUAGCCAAUGACAGGCAAGACUGAGGUAUUUCUCUGGAAAAUCUGUUGCAGAACAGAGGUAAAACAAAACAACAAACAAAAACCCCACCAGCUGCAGUGUAUUGCUAUGCUGUAAAAUUGUGUGUGUGUAUAAACAAAAAAACAAUCCCUAAGCAAAAAAACCCAAAACCUGUCCUGGUCUUUUAUUUGCUACUAAAUACUUCAAUGGAAAAAGCAACCCUAUCACCUUGAAACAAGCAAUGAAAGAAUGGGAACUAAAUUAAUGACAUUGAAAGCUGGCUACAUCAAUGAUUUCUAUGGUCUCAUAGUCAGUAUUUUACAAAUUGGUUUCAGUUUCUUCGUGUUGUGUCUUUCCGAUAAAAUAUAAUUAAACCUGUUUUUAAGCACAGAAGAAAUCAGUGGAAAUUAACCUUCAUCAGUUCUACCUACUGUGGAAAUCCACCCCCUCAACCUCCUAAGAUACUGUUAGUGGGCUGUCAAGUGGAAAGAAGGAAAUACUUCCUGAAAACGUUUUAGUGGUGGUCGCUUCACAGUAUUUAAACUCUUCUGAGAAUCUCAACCGUUUUUUGAGAUAUGCAAAGACAACAUAAGUGGGUGAACUUACACUGAAAGAUAUCUUUAAAGUUGUAUUUUGUGCUGUUGACCAGGUUAUCCCACUACGGUCCACAAGUUCAUGUGAGUACAUCCUUUGGCUUCUAAUACUUAGGGGGUGGAGGGGUGGGGUGGGUUCUGUAUUGUUGAAUGACUUCUAGAAUCAAGGAAAAGAAAAAGACAGUGCUCUUUAUUUUUUGCUAAACUAAUGCACAGGCUUAACAACUCUUCUUGCACUACACAGUGGCAAGGCAAGGCAUUGUGCUUAGGUCUUGGAGAGAGAAUAUCUGUUCUUACCAGAGAUGGGUAGGCAAUGCUCUUCCCAUUAUUCCUACGUAUGACCUUUGCAGACAUGAGUAAGUUGUGCAGAAAUUUCCAGUCAUUGUUAGCAGCUGUUUGACACCACUUGAGAUUAGUACUGUAGGGACCCUGAGUUUGUGUAGAUGGAUGACUUCUUGCUACUGGUGUUCUGAGGUCUGUUGCUUACAUAUAGCUUUGAUCAGAUGACAUCUUAAAAUGCCUGUGGUAUUUUAUGUACUAAUUUUCCCAACAUUUCUGUCUCUGGUUACAGUGAACCACUGUUAGCAAUAGAGAAUUUUCCCUAAUGGGGAAUUUUCCAAUAAUGGGGAAGUUUCCUAAAGAAGUAGGUGGAGUUACAUCAACAUUUAAGUUCUGCUCUUUGGGCAGAUAGUUCUGUUCUUCCUGUCUUCUUCAUUUGAUUGUGAGGGAAACACACAGCAGCAAUACUGAGGAGGAUUUUGCACAGUGAAUAUCUUUUUGCUUUUAUAAAACUGUUUGCCAUAGAUGUCAGAAGCCAGCAGAAGGAGAGAAGGGGCAUUGUGGUAGGUUCUGUAAGAAAAUUAGUGAGAAGAUUGCAGCUUUGGUAAAGAUCUUUGGCAUUUAGGUCUUGAGCUGCUUCAUCCGAUCCAGCCAGGGAAUCCUUCUGCUUAGGGUGAAGCAGGAGAAGGGUCUGUAAUGGUUAUUGCAGCAGGUUUUUUCAUGUGCAUCUGGAUUUGACCUGGACCUACUUUUUUUUUUCUCUGAAAGUGAAAAAUUGAGUACAGCAGCAGACUUUCUCAGUCUUGAGGAAUUUUGUAAGUAAUAGUCAUACUUCUUUUGUGUGUAGUAAGGCUUGUUUUCUUCUACACUGGGAGAAAGCAUGCAAAUUAAAGUUAAGCAAUUGCAGGAUACAAGCAUGGGUCUUAGAACCAUAAAAGCUUACUUGUUGUCAUCAAUCUUCCAGGAGUUAAUCAGAACACCUCUCCUGGAGUUCAUACCAAUAUUCAGAUUUCCUGACCAAAAAAGUGGGUAUGGGUUGCAUGCAUGGGUAUGGAUAUCUUUCCAUGACUGUAGUGCACAUGCUAUUUGUUCCAAGCAGUCUCUCAGCUACAGCUUCUACUUUAAAAAAAGUAGAAAGUAUUUUGGGGCUGAAUGUGCAACAACUCUGGUCAUUCUGGCAUAGGGAGUGCAGAGAGGUGCCCACCUAUACCCAUCAGUCUCAGUGGCUUGCUCUUCAGGCUUGCCUCUAGAGUAAGCGUGAUCAGAGCACAGUUGCGAGAUCAGUAUGCCUCUAUCCUGUUUGAGAAGCUUUACUCCAGAGCUUAGUUGGUGCUUUGGACUGCUUGUUACUCAGGCAGUGUCAUCAUGAUGGAGGCAUUCUCAUGCACACACAUUGCCAGAAACUCUUAGGUUCCAGCAGGAUUAGGCAGCAGUUUGCUAGCGCUUUUAAGAACAUCACUUGUGGCUAAGGAAUGAAUUGGGUACCUAACCACAUUAAGAAGCCUGGGAUUUAUUUAUCAGUGAAACAGAUCUUUCACCCUGAGGAUCUUAUUUGUAUUUUCCUAUCCCUGUUAGCAGCACAUCCUUUUGUAAUUGCUCAUGCCUGCUUAACAAUGUAUUCGACUGACUCCCUUUCUCAGCUCCAUCUGUGUUGCCUUCUGCAAACCCGCUAUUAGGAUCAGGCAGCAGCAAGCUGAGGAAAAAAGUAGCUUGAAUCAAAUCCUUACGAGGAGUCUAAUUCCCUUUAAGCCACAACACUGUAAAGGCACAUGUGUCUUAUGAUUCAGGGCAAUAUUGUUACUUUAUUAUUAUCUUAAAGUUGACAACCAAAGAAAGACAAAACAUCUUACCAAAAAUGGUAAGAGUUGCAGUCCAGAUAGAAUUUCAUCAGUUAGGAAGUGUGACGGGUAUUACAGUUGCCUAAUUUCUUACACAAAUGCUGAAACUACAAGAAAACAGUUGAAGGCAAUCUUUCCUUAUUGUUGUGGCUAUUUGGGUAUCCAAAAUGAUGGCUUUAUUUAGAUAAAAUUCUACAGUUCUCUGUACUCACAAAAGACUUCCACUAUAGUGAGUUUGAAUUUUUCUUGAGAUUAAUUUGAAAAAUUAUGGCAGUGUUUGAUACUAGUAUUGCUCUGACUUAAAAUGCAGACUUAGUAAGUGCAGUGGGUGUGUGAAGGUUAAGUGUGAAGUGACAUUAAUCAAUGGCUUAUAAUGUGAAAGUGUUGUGUAGGAAAUUUUCGGACAGAAAAUUGAAAUAAUUCACAUGUUCAGAGGUAAAGCAGCAGAAAUUCAAGAAAAUAGAUUUUAUUCGUAGGCUGUUUUUGUCACUUUUACAAAUGCACUAUUGUGUAAAUACACCUUAAGUUAUUAAUUACCUCAUGAAUUCUGUUCACAAUAGAGGUAACUUCAUGAACCCCAUGAUAAGUACUGUGAGACUAGGUGUUAUAAAACAGGGUAUGUUCACAGUAUGUUGAAGUAAGGCAAACAGGUGGGUAAGAACUAAGUUCUAUUUCUUCCACUGAACACGUAUAGAAAAGUCCUCGAUUCUCCUCCUAGCAGGAGCAACACUCCCUGCUACAGUUUAGAGGAAACAAUUGGGUAUUGGUGAGUAUGUAUUUAUUUAUUAAUUGACAGAUAGUGAUGAAGCAUAUAUUUUGCCAUAAUGAAGGACAAAUGUUUAAAGCAAAUAAAAUUAGAUGUUCUUCCUGGACCCAUGCAGGUAGCUUUCUGCCUGAUCAUCUACGGUAGUUAAAGGUGCAAUUUUACCAUGUUUUCAUCCAGCAUGAAAUUCAGUGCCCUCUAUCCAUAUCUUUGUGUGGAGUGACUACAAUGUGAUUUACACAAUGCAAGUUAGAUUAUGAGCAGAUAUUUAUAUUUUUCUAUUAUUUUAUCAUUGUAGGUUCUAUCUACAUCAUGGAAAAGCCUUUGCUUUUGUAUGUAUUUUUAUUCUACUGGCAUUUCCUAAAUGCUUUAUUCACGGUUGAAGCUCCCCAGUCACUCUACAUUGUGGAACAUGGGAACAAUGUGACCAUGGAAUGCACAUUUCCAGUGAAUGGGAAAUUAAAGUUUAGAGAUUUAAGUGUCAGCUGGGAAAAGAAAGAUGAGUUAAAGAAGCAGGUUUAUGUACUUCUCAAAGGAGAGGAAGACUUCAAAAGUCAGCACAGUGACUUUAGGGGAAGAAUAAAAUUGUUGAAAGAGAAUCUGAACUUUGGACAGUCUCUCCUUCAGAUCACUGAUGUGAAGCUCAGAGAUGCAGGGUUUUACCACUGUGUUAUUGGCUAUGGGGGAGCCGACUACAAGACAAUUAGUCUGAAAGUUAAGGCUCCUUAUAGAACUAUAACCCAAGGAAUUGUGAGUACAGGAGACAAUGAAUGGAAGUUGACAUGUCAGUCAGAAGGAUACCCACAAGCUGAAGUAAUAUGGCAAAACGGAGAAUAUGAAGAUUUGACUGAUAAGUCAAGCACAAGUUAUGAAACUGGAAGUGACCAGCUCUAUCGUGUGACAAGUACCCUUACAAUCAAAAGUAGGAUUGAUGAGAUAUUUUACUGUAUAUUCUGGAAUAAAGAGCUGCAAGAAAAUACAUCUGCCAUUUUACACAUAGCAGAUUCAGCUGAUGGUGUUCUGUGGACUGAGAGCAGACGCUUUGUUGGAGCAAUACUCGUUGUGACUGCUUUCUUUGGAUCAGUGCUUCUAUUUGUGCUCUGCAUAAGAAAAGCUAGAGCAAAUAAGGACAACAGAACAGCUGUGGCUAGUUCAUCAAUAGCAAAGCUGUCAAAAGAUAAGGAUACAUGUGAUUGCCGAGAUGCUUCUUCUGAAGACAAAGAGCUGAAAUAUAUGCAAAUUGAGGAGACCUAGAGAAAGCAGGGGAAGCUUUUUUCCUCUGUGGUGAAGGUUUGACAGCUCAGAUGUUCUGUGUUCUGUCUAUUGAGGGGGAUAUUAAUUUUUCGUUUUUAUUCUGUGAUGGCACUCUUCUUCCAUAUCAUUGUAACUCAGGAAAAACUGUAAUGGUGUUAAUAGAAUUCUAGCAUAAAAAGUCCUUGGAUUCAGGCUUCUGUAUAUGUGACUAGGCAUGGAGGUAUUUAUUUAAAUAUCCAGUUUUCUGCUUUCUCAAGUUUAUGCACUUUCAAAACCACAUUUCAUUAAAAAUUUCUUUAAGGUAAAGCACUUUAGAUCUAUGACCAUCAUGAAUUUCAUAUCUAGUUCUUGAAUAGGUCAUCUUCUAGGCUUUUUUUUUCUUUCGUUCUUUCUUUCAUUCUUUCUUUCUUUUUUCCACCUGAUCUCUCAGUUCCCAGCAGAGAUUUUGUUUUCCAGCUUGUGAAGAUUUUUGUCAAUACUUUUGUCCUCAUAAAAGAUAAAGAUGCAACAAGAUAAGAUGCCAUACAGACAGGGCAUUUUCUGUCCUUACUGUAGAUCUUAAAAUACCAGAUACUCACAGCUAAACCUGAAAUAGAUGCUGUAAUCCUCUGGGCAACUAUGGUUUGGAAAUUAUUAGGAAAUACUGAUCAAUAAUCUUGAUCUCUUUAUCUGAAAAGUGUUUUGGGGAUUUAAUUUCCUUGUGAUAUACCUGGCACUACUUGGUUACUGUUCUGAUUUGGGGAUAAUGCAACUCUUCAGACACUGAGGAAGAACAGCUCGAUUUGGACUGUCUUUUUGCUCAUUUUGGGAACAGAAGAGAACCUUCUCACUUCUAGGACAUGAAAUACAUGCUAACGUAAUUACUUAAGCAGUGCUGAGGGAACAUGCUCCUGGAUCCCAUUUCUUAAGCUAUUGCUUUGUUACAUUUUGCUACAUGCAUAGCUUUUUUGGGGGAAGGUCAUAUACAGAUGAAAAUUAUUUAUUACAAUGCUAUUCACAAUUAUAUUUUUUUAAUAAAAUGUUUUGUUUUUCUUCUGGGUU
Molecule: messenger RNA, 6660 nt
Organism: Grus americana (Whooping crane)
Lineage: Eukaryota; Metazoa; Chordata; Aves; Gruiformes; Gruidae
Gene: CD274
Product: CD274 molecule
Exons: 8
Coding region: 4678-5619 (313 amino acids)
Biological process (GO): negative regulation of T cell proliferation; cellular response to lipopolysaccharide; immune response
Cellular component (GO): external side of plasma membrane
Source: RefSeq, a predicted model, not a curated record